Messenger RNA from Manihot esculenta (cassava), 2733 nucleotides. Its product is annotated as potassium transporter 5. The transcript has 9 exons. Lineage: Eukaryota; Viridiplantae; Streptophyta; Magnoliopsida; Malpighiales; Euphorbiaceae. Gene Ontology annotation, molecular function: potassium ion transmembrane transporter activity. Gene Ontology annotation, cellular component: membrane. The record is from RefSeq and is a predicted model, not a curated record. Bases 195 to 2621 code for a protein of 808 amino acids. Gene Ontology annotation, biological process: potassium ion transmembrane transport.
AAUUUUUAUUAACUGAAAAUAGUUGAGAGGAAAAAAAAGAAAAGAAAAGAAAAGAAACGGGCGGGAAGUUGACUUCAUAAAUGCAAGUGCAGCAAAAAGAAAAAGAUUACACCAGCUUCGAAUGCCUAUAUAUAAAUCUGAAACAGCAUCGAUAGGUAGCACAAAAGGAAAAGCAACAAGGAAUAUAGAAGAAGAUGGCAGAGGAAGUGGGGGAGACGAGAGGAGGAGAAGGAAAAGAAAAAACAGAAACCAUGGCAGUGGAAAAUAAGCUGAAAGAGCGAAAGAUAUCAUGGGCAAAGCUUCGUCGCGUGGACUCCCUCAAUUUGGAGGCAGGCCGAGUGUCUAAAACCCAACACAAUAACCAGGUUAAUUGGAAGAAGACGUUGAGUUUGACAUUUCAGAGCAUAGGAGUUGUGUACGGGGACAUCGGAACUUCACCGCUUUAUGUAUAUGAAAGCACUUUUCCAGACAAAAUCGGUUCAAAAGAGGACAUUCUUGGGGUGUUAUCGCUUAUCAUUUAUACCCUAGUACUAUUACCCAUGCUCAAGUACGUGUUCAUUGUGUUGAGGGCCAACGAUAAUGGCGACGGCGGAACCUUCGCUCUCUAUUCGUUGCUAAGCCGAUAUGUAAAAGUGAGCUUGAUCCCCAACGACCAACCUGAGGAUACUCAGCUUUCCAACUACAAGCUUGAAAUACCUUCCAACCAGUUGAAGCGGUCUGAAAAAAUUAAAGAGAAGAUGGAGAAUUCUAAAAACAUCAAAAUCUUACUUUUUCUUGUCACCAUCCUCGGAACUUCCAUGGUCAUCGGCGACGGAGUCCUCACCCCAUGCAUUUCAGUGCUUUCAGCUGUGAGCGGGAUCGGCUCCCUCGGCCAAGAUGCUGUUGUUGGCAUUUCAAUUGCAAUCUUGAUUGUCCUCUUCUGUGCUCAACGACUGGGCACCGACAAAGUGGGCUUCUCAUUCGCCCCUAUUAUUCUCCUGUGGUUUUCAUUCAUCGGCGGCAUAGGUCUUUACAAUUUGUUCAAAUAUGAUGUGAGUGUGUUACGUGCUUUCAAUCCAAAAUAUAUGUUUGAUUACUUCAAAAGAAAUGGGAAGCAGGGAUGGAUUUCACUUGGUGGAGUUGUUUUAGCCGUUACAGGCACUGAAGCCAUGUUUGCUGAUCUUGGUCACUUUAAUGUCCAAGCAAUUCAAAUCAGUUUUUCUGGCAUCGUGUUUCCUGCUUUACUAUGUGCAUAUGCAGGGCAAGCGGCAUAUCUCACCAAAUUCCCAGAUGACGUCUCUAAAACUUUCUACAAAUCUAUACCAGAUCCGUUGUAUUGGCCAACAUUUGUUGUCGCUGUAGCCGCCGCAAUUAUUGCCAGCCAAGCCAUGAUAUCAGGAGCAUUUGCAAUCAUCUCGCAAUCUCUGAGUCUUGGUUGCUUUCCCAGGGUCAAGGUUAUUCACACUUCUGCUAAGUAUGAGGGUCAGGUUUACAUACCAGAGGUCAACUACAUACUCAUGAUUGCGUGCAUUAUGGUCUGUUUGGGAUUCAAGACUACUGAAAAGAUCGGCAAUGCAUAUGGAAUUGCCGUGGUUGCUGUUAUGGUAAUCACAACUUGUAUGGUUACGAUUAUAAUGCUGGUUGUAUGGAGGACAAAGAUGAUAUGGAUUGCUUUCUUUUUUUUUGGAUUUAUUUGCAUAGAGGCCGUUUAUCUAUCAUCUGUUCUGUACAAAUUCAAAGAUGGCGGUUUCCUUCCACUGGCAUUUUCAUUUUUCCUGAUGAUAAUUAUGGGGAUAUGGCACUAUAUACACAAAGAAAGGUACAUGUAUGAGCUUAAAAACAAGGUGUCCAGAGAAUUCAUUAGAGAAUUGGCUGCAAACCCAAAUAUAAAUAGAGUACCAGGAAUAGGGCUUCUAUACUCUGAGCUUGUACAAGGCGUUCCUCCAAUAUUUCCUCACUUUAUUGCCAACAUACCAUCCAUUCACUCAGUUUUAGUAUUUGUUUCAAUCAAGUCUCUGCCGAUGAGCAAAGUAGCAUUGGAGGAGAGAUUCCUAUUCCGACAAGUUGAGCCAAGAGAGUACCGGAUGUUCCGGUGUGUAGUGAGGUACGGAUAUAAUGAUGCAGUUGAGGAGCCCCAAGAGUUUGAGCGCCAGUUGGUUGAAGGCCUGAAAGAAUUCAUCCGCCAUGAACACUUCAUUAGCGAAGGAGGAGACGCUGAAACAGUGGGAGAGCCAGAAAACCCCCAGAGUUCCACUCUGUUAGCGAAAGAUGGAAAAGCAAGAGCAUCAGCAGUUUACAUUGAGGAGUCACUGCAGCAGCCUAAUCCAUCUCGGGUUUCAUCAGGUUCCAUCCACUCAAAUAGUGGGAUUAAGUCCACGAAAUCCUCUAAUGGAAUUAUAUCCGCCCCACUCCAAGGGAGCGCUGCUGAAGAAAUGCAGAUUGUGCAGAAUGCAAUGGAGAAAGGUGUGGUUUAUCUGUUGGGAGAAGCAGAAGUGGUGGCAGAACCAAAAUCAUCCUUGUUCAAGAAAUUCGUUGUCAACCAUGCUUAUAAUUUCCUGAGGAGAAACAGCAGAGAGGGGGGAAAAGUCUUGGCAAUCCCAAGAGCCAGGCUCCUCAGGGUCGGAAUGACAUAUGAGAUAUGAUGCUGCUUUGUUGCAACCAAAAAAGACAAGUUGAGUUUCCAUGUUUUAUAUUGUAUGUUUGCUUCUCAGUGUAUUAGCAUAUGAAUAUAAUGAAGACCUAAGAAUUAUUGAA